Molecule: messenger RNA, 1224 nt
Organism: Prorocentrum cordatum
Lineage: Eukaryota; Dinophyceae; Prorocentrales; Prorocentraceae
Source: the annotation of a GenBank genome assembly
AUGGAUGCCGCUCUGCUCCGCAGAUGGACGGGUGCCACGGUGGCAGGCCGAUGGCCCAUAGGCGCUGGGCUCGAGCACACCGCUCUGCUCACCAGCGAGGGCAAGGUCGUGGCCUUCGGCGACGAUGGCGGGGGCCAGUUUGAGGUGCCGGAGCUGCCCUCUGGCUUGACGUGCACGCAGGUGGCCGCUGGAGGUAGCCAGCAGGUGGCCGCUGGAGGCAGCCACACGGUUCUGCUUCUGAGCGACGGCUCGGUCGUGGCUUUCGGCCGCAAUGGCCACGGCCAGUGCGACGUCCCGGAGUUGGCCGCGGGCCUGACGUGCACGCAGGUUUCCGCUGGAAGUAACCACACGGUUCUCCUCACGAGCGAGGGCACGGUCGUGGCUUUUGGACGCAAGAGCUACGGCCAGUGCGACGUCCCAGAGCUGGCCGCGGGUCUGACGUGCACGCAGGUGGCCGCUGGAGGUAGCCACCACACGGUUCUGCUAUUGAGCGACGGCACGGUUGUUGCCUUCGGGCUCGAUGUCCACGGCCAGUUGGACGUCCCGGAGUUAGCCGCGGGCCUGACGUUCACGCAGGUGGCCGCAGGAGAUGGCCACACAGUUCUUCUCACGAGCGAGGGCACGGUUGCGGCAUUCGGCCUUAAUGUCCACGGCCAGUGCGACGUUCCGGAGCUGGCUGUGGGCCCGACGUGCACGCAGGUGGCCGCUGGAGGCGGGCACACGGUUCUGUUGUUGAGCGACGGCACGGUCGUUGCUUUCGGCCGCAAUAAUUACGGCCAGUGUGACGUCCCAGAAUUGGCCGCGGGUCUGACGUUCAUGCAGGUGGCCGCUGGAGGUAGCCACACGGUUCUGCUUCUGAGCGACGGCUCGGUCGUGGUUUUCGGCCGCAACAACGUGGGCCAGUGCGACGUUCCGGAGUUGGCCGCAGACGUGACCUACACCGCGCAUUUGACGCCAUCACUGCUCCUGGAGGCGUCGCUCGAGGGCGGUUCGCUACGAUUCGUGACCCUCGGCGGAGUGGAGCGCUGUCGCAUCGCGGCGGGGCCCGCCGCUUGCCUCGCCGACGUCUACGAACAGCUGGCGGCCCACCUUCGCGCAGGCGGGUUUGGCUACGGAGUCGCGCUCGUCGAUGCCGUCCUGCCGGGGGGGCGUCUGCUCAGCGGUGCUGCGGCGGGGGACACCGUUGCGAGCGCGUUCGGAGCCCAACCGACAUCUACGACGUGA